GCGUCUGUGGGGCGCCAUUUUACAGUUUUCGCGCGUAAAUUUUCGUCACAGAUAACUAAUGAUGUAAAGUAUGAUGUGUCCAAAGAGUUCAUAUAAUAGGUGCAAAACAAUUUAUUAAAUGGGUUGAAAUAAAACCGAACUGUUUCAUAACUUUUAAAACUUUAGCCAAUAUUUAAAUGUGUUUUUUAAAGUACAUGUGGCUUGAUAGAGUUAUGGAGAAAUUUUCAUGGGAUAUAUGUAACGACGGUGAUGGUAUACACAUUAAGGGAAGGAAAAAAUACCCGUACACAAGAUGCUCAAAAUAUUGGAGAUCAAGAAUACAAUGCCUGCUAAGAACGUAAUCUCCAAAUGGCUUCGUGUUAAACAAGGGAAACAUAAAGACACCAUGGCGCUGGCGAGCAAAUAGCUACUGGGAAAAUAUGAAUACGAACAGUUCAGAAAUACUUGUGGCAAGAAGCCAAUCACAUAUACUGCAAAAAGGGCCUGAAUAUUUCAUAGAAUCUCCAGGUUUAUCAUAUAAUGUGGUUUUAGAAUUCAAUUCCACUUUAGAGAAUAAAACAUUUAAUUUCACCGAUGAGUUCGGCGAGCCCUGGGACGAAUAUAUAAAUCUUCUCAAGGAUCGCGCUAUUCUGGUGAUAUUUCUCCUUUUAUUUUCAUUAACUACUGUUUUUGGAAACAUGUUGGUAAUAUUAGCUGUCGUGAGAGAACGAUAUUUACAUACAUCAACUAAUUACUUUGUAACAUCACUGGCAGUUGCUGAUUGCCUAGUUGGGCUUGUGGUAAUGCCAUUUUCUGCACUUUAUGAAGUUUUGGAGCACACUUGGUUCUUUGGCGUUGAUUGGUGUGACGUAUGGAGGUCUUUGGAUGUGCUAUUUAGCACUGCAUCCAUAUUAAAUUUGUGCGUCAUAUCCUUAGACAGAUACUGGGCUAUUACUGACCCGAUCACAUAUCCCAUGAGAAUGAGCGGACGGAAAGCAGCCUUUCUUAUAGCGGCUGUGUGGGUGUGUUCCGGUGCUAUAUCGUUUCCGGCCAUCGCGUGGUGGCGUGCAGUGCGCUUAGAGGAAGUGCCAGACUAUAAGUGUCCUUUUACGGAAAAUUUGGAGUACAUUAUAUUCUCAUCGACAAUUUCAUUUUAUUUACCUUUGUUUGUAAUGGUGUUCACGUAUUAUCGUAUAUAUCGUGCUGCAACAAUCCAAACUAGGUCUUUAAAAAUUGGUACGAAACAAGUUAUGAGACCAAGUGGUGAGUUAGAAUUAACAUUGCGUAUUCAUAGAGGUGGAACUAUGCGGCAAAGAGCUGAUGUGUGUCACGGGAUGUGUACCCCCGAAGACGCUGAUCACGAACCUUUGACGGCAUUACAAAAUAACGGUCUCUCGCGAUCAUCGACGCGUUUGACAAAUUUGACGCAUAACAAAAAUUUGCCCAAAAACUUUUCCCUUUCUCGGAAAUUGGCAAAGUUUGCUAAAGAAAAGAAAGCAGCCAAAACUUUGGGUAUAGUGAUGGGUGUCUUUAUAGUGUGUUGGUUACCGUUUUUCGUAGUAAACCUUUUAUCCGGUAUAUGUUCAUCUUGCAUCACUCACGAAGAGAUCGUGAAUGUGGUGGUGACGUGGCUUGGAUGGGUCAACUCUUCGAUGAAUCCAGUGAUCUACGCAUGUUGGAGCAGAGAUUUCAGACGAGCAUUCCUGAGAAUCCUAUGUGUGUGCUGCCCAAGGAAACUACGUAGAAAAUAUCAACCCCAGCUGAGAUUUAAGCAAUCGCAGUGGCGAACGACCCGCCGUUAUUACUCCUCCGGAGAACUUCAAGCUAUAAGACAAAACUCCUGCGAACAAACUUACAUAUAGCGAAACAGAUUUUAUAUAUACCUCAUUAUCUUUUACGUUCCAAGUGCUCUCUUAAAACGUCUCCUAUAAUCUCGAUCUAAGUAAAAACUUUGCUGUCACUUGUUUAAUCGUCACUAACGAGUAUCCCGUGACAACUAUGAUGUACUCGUCAGUGUCACAACACGAGAUGUGCCGGUUGUGACAGCAGGCCAGGGCUGGCACAUGCCGCCCUAGGACGCGUUGUUCCUGAUGCCACGCACGCCGUUUCCAAGCCAUGAGGAGCGGCGAAGCAACAAACGAUUACCCGAUGAGAACUCUCGAUAACACUCUGAACGAACCCAUCAGAUGUCUCGAGCGUCAUCUCUGCCCGGAUACAUCUUAUGUAGAUUCGGAAUCAGUUAGUGAAAUCAGCUUGGACAGUGAUUCACGUAACCCCUCUAUUAAAAGGAAGAAAAGAGUUACAUACCAAGUCAAAGCUGAAGUGAUCUCAAAUUAGAUUAUCACUACGUAAAAAUAAAAUCAUUCAGGAGCUGUGAUUCUGUAGAUAUGUAUUAAAUAGUGGGAUUUUGAUGUUAGUAGAAUGAAAUAAGACUUUAAAUUAUGAAUAAUAGUGCAGUAUUAAAAGGCUCAUUUGAUUUAUGUUUUAGCGUACGCUUUUUGUUGUAAAGUGUAAAUGAACGUUAUGGAAAAUGAAGCGCUUCUUGUAAUAUAACCUAAGUUUAAAUAAAAUACUCCUAAAUUUUAUUAAACCUAUCAAUGUACUUGUAUAAAUAUAAAAUAAUUACUACUUCUAUAUAUUGUGUCUUUUGAAUAAAAUGUUUAUGUGUUCAAAAUUAAUUUCAUACUUUGCGUAGGAAAUGAUAAGUGAUCAUAUGUAAAUAAUGAAUAAAUAAAAUUUUUAAUGCAUAACCAAAUAAUAUUGUUUCUAUAACUAGUUAUAUUCCAUAUAUUAGGGGAUUUAGUUUUGUAAUUAGCAUAUAGAUUACUAUGUAAAUAGAUUAUAAAUAAUAAUUACUAACUUACUCACAAUUUCAGAUACAUAAAUAUGUUAUAUCGGGAAAGCUUUUGAAAGAUUGAUUGUACUUAUCGGAGGUCCUGCAAAUAAACACCAGUGUGCCUGUUAUGUGUUAACUGUUGUAAAUAAUAUUUUCUAUGCCACUUGUUAAAAUACAUUUAUUAUGUGUAGCGUUAAACUAUAAUACUCCA
Molecule: messenger RNA, 3026 nt
Organism: Danaus plexippus (monarch butterfly)
Lineage: Eukaryota; Metazoa; Arthropoda; Insecta; Lepidoptera; Nymphalidae
Gene: Dopr2
Product: dopamine receptor 2
Exons: 5
Coding region: 420-1841 (473 amino acids)
Biological process (GO): adenylate cyclase-activating adrenergic receptor signaling pathway
Cellular component (GO): membrane
Molecular function (GO): G protein-coupled receptor activity
Source: RefSeq, a predicted model, not a curated record